AUGGCACUGAGUCAAGCUUCAAUCGCGUCGUCUUCGUCGGCCUUCUUCGCUCAGACCGCCUUGGAUUUCAAGGCGCAGACCGUCGCGGUUCCCGCCAAAACCGUCGGCGUCUGCAAAUGCGUCGCCGCUCCGGAGAAGACAGAGUACAAGACUCAGGUGAAUCGCAAUGCCAACAUGGCCAAGCUUCAAGCCGGUUAUCUUUUUCCAGAGAUUGCGAGGAGGAGGAAUGCGCACUUGCAGAAGCACCCUGAUGCGAAGAUAAUUCCACUUGGAAUUGGAGAUACUACCGAGCCAAUUCCAGAAUAUAUAACCUCUGCAAUGGCAAAGAGAGCACUUGCCAUGUCCACCCUAGAGGGUUACAGUGGUUAUGGACCUGAACAAGGUGAAAAGCCACUGAGAGUUGCAAUUGCUAAAACGUUUUAUGGCGACCUUGGCAUAGAGGAAGAUGACAUAUUUGUUUCUGAUGGGGCAAAAUGUGACAUAUCCCGCCUUCAGGUUCUUUUUGGGGCGGAUAAAACAAUAGCAGUGCAAGAUCCAUCGUAUCCGGCUUAUGUAGAUUCAAGUGUUAUUAUGGGCCAGACAGGACAGUAUCAGAAAUCUGUUGAGAAGUUUGGAAACAUCGAGUACAUGAGGUGUACUCCCGAUAAUGGAUUUUUUCCUGAUCUGUCCUCUACUAAGCGAACAGAUAUCAUAUUUUUCUGUUCACCAAACAAUCCUACUGGUUCUGCUGCAACAAGGGAGCAACUGACACAACUUGUAAAGUUUGCCAAGGAUAAUGGUUCAAUCAUAGUCUAUGAUUCUGCAUAUGCCAUGUAUAUGUCAGAUGAUAAUCCACGCUCCAUCUUUGAAAUCCCUGGAGCUAAAGAUGUUGCACUUGAGACAUCAUCAUUUAGUAAGUAUGCCGGAUUCACUGGAGUUCGUUUGGGGUGGACUGUGGUUCCAAAGCAGUUGCAGUAUUCAGAUGGUUUUCCAGUUGCCAAGGAUUUCAACCGCAUUGUUUGUACUUGCUUCAAUGGUGCAUCCACUAUUGUCCAAGCUGGUGGUCUGGCUUGCCUUCAACCAGAGGGUCUUAAGGCUAUGCACGGUGUGAUAAAUUUCUACAAAGAAAAUACUAAGAUCAUAAUGGAGACAUUUAACUCUCUUGGCUUUAACGUGUAUGGAGGGACGAAUGCUCCAUAUGUGUGGGUUCACUUCCCCGGACAAAGCUCCUGGGAUGUGUUUGCUGAGAUCCUUGAGAAGACUCAUGUGGUAACCACACCUGGAAGUGGCUUUGGACCUGGUGGUGAAGGUUUCAUCAGGGUCAGUGCCUUUGGACACAGGGAAAAUAUAUUAGAAGCAUGCAAAAGAUUCAAGCAAUUAUACAAGUGAGGACUGGGGAUCUGAAUUGUAGACCAGUUUCUGCUGCAUGCUAGUUGAACCUAUUUGCCUCCCAUUUCCGUUCUAUGCUAAAUAUUUUAGCACGUUCCAAUUCCUUAUUCAGUUUGUCGGCUUUAGUUUAUGAAUUAUGGAGAUUUUAGCUGUUGUGAAAAUGAUUCGAUCAGCCUUGUUUUCAUGUGUUACACACUUAAUUGCUGUAACAUUUCUAAGGAUCAGAAGCUUUGAUUCUGUUUGCUAGAAUAGUAUAAUUUUACCUAAAUAAAGUUGUUGAUCUUUCUUGGCCUGCAAAUCAGUUGUGAAUCGACUCCUGUUCAAUAAUCACAAUAUAUUUUGCUA
Molecule: messenger RNA, 1713 nt
Organism: Fragaria vesca subsp. vesca
Lineage: Eukaryota; Viridiplantae; Streptophyta; Magnoliopsida; Rosales; Rosaceae
Product: LL-diaminopimelate aminotransferase, chloroplastic-like
Exons: 10
Coding region: 1-1368 (455 amino acids)
Cellular component (GO): chloroplast
Molecular function (GO): pyridoxal phosphate binding; L,L-diaminopimelate:2-oxoglutarate transaminase activity
Source: RefSeq, a predicted model, not a curated record